AUGUUCCCGUCUUUGUCUAGCUCCUCGUCUUCCUCCAGUGACGAGGAGGAAGAAGAAUUUCAGGAAGCCAAGGAAAAUAUCGCCCUUGUAGAAAAUUUUGGUUCCUCUUCUUCCUCCAGUGAUGAGGAGGAAGAAGAAUUUCAGGAAGCCAAGGAAAAUAUCCUUGGAGAAAAUUUUGGUUCCUCUUCUUCCUCCAGUGAUGAGGAGGAAGAAGAAUUUCAGGAAGCCAAGGAAAAUAUCCUUGAAGAAAAUUUUGGUUUCUCUUCUUCCUCCAGUGAUGAGGAGGAAGAAGAAUUUCAGGAAGCCAAGGAAAAUAUCCUUGAAGAAAAUUUUGGUUUCUCUUCUUCCUCCAGUGAUGAGGAGGAAGAAGAAUUUCAGGAAGCCAAGGAAAAUAUCCUUGAAGAAAAUUUUGGUUUCUCUUCUUCCUCCAGUGAUGAGGAGGAGGAAGAAGAAUUUCAGGAAGCCAAGGAAAAUAUCGCCCUUGGAGAAAAAAGGAAAAAAUGUUUUGAAAACUUGGUUUCUGACAUAGGACAUGGCAUCCCGAGUCUUUUCAUGCAUGUAUCGCGGACCUCCAGUGAAGGAAGAGGGGAGAAUCACCAGCUGUCCAACAUUGCCCACAUGUCCAUCCCUUGCUACUGCAUCUCUCAGAUGAAUGUAGUCAUCAACCCUGAGCUUCUUUUGGUUGAGUCAUAUGAAGCUACGACACCAUCACAGCUACGACACCAUCACAGCUACGACACCAUCACAGCUACGACACCAUCACAGCUACGACACCAUCACAGCUCACGACACCAUCACAGCUACGACACCAUCACAGCUACGACACCAUCACAGCUACGACACCAUCACAGCUACGACACCAUCCCGGCCACGACACCAUCACAGCUACGACACCAUCACAGCUACGACACCAUCACAGCUACGACACCAUCACAGCUACGACACCAUCACAGCUACGACACCAUCACAGCUCACGACACCAUCACAGCUACGACACCAUCACAGCUACGACACCAUCACAGCUACGACACCAUCACAGCUACGACACCAUCACAGCGCUACGACACCAUCACAGCUACGACACCAUCACAGCUACGACACCAUCACAGCUACGACACCAUCACAGCUACGACACCAUCACAGCUACGACACCAUCACAGCUACGACACCAUCACAGCUACGACACCAUCACAGCUACGACACCAUCACAGCUACGACACCAUCACAGCUACGACACCAUCACAGCUACGACACCAUCACAGCUACGACACCAUCACAGCUACGACACCAUCACAGCUACGACACCAUCACAGCUCACGACACCAUCACAGCUACGACACCAUCACAGCUACGACACCAUCACAGCUACGACACCAUCACAGCUACGACACCAUCACAGCUACGACACCAUCACAGCUACGACACCAUCACAGCUACGACACCAUCACAGCUACGACACCAUCACAGCUUCGACACCAUCACAGCUACGACACCAUCACAGCUACGACACCAUCACAGCUACGACACCAUCACAGCUACGACACCAUCAGCUCACGACACCAUCACAGCUACGACACCAUCACAGCUACGACACCAUCACAGCUACGACACCAUCACAGCUACGACACCAUCACAGCUACGACACCAUCACACAGCUACGACACCAUACAGCUACGACACCAUCACAGCUACGACACCAUCACAGCUACGACACCAUCACAGCUGACACCAUCACAGCUACGACACCAUCACAGCUACGACACCAUCACAGCUACUGACACCAUCACAGCUACGACACCAUCACAGCUACGACACCAUCCCGCUACGACACCAUCACAGCUACGACACCAUCACAGCUACGACACCAUCACAGCUACGACACCAUCACAGCUACGACACCAUCACAGCUACGACACCAUCACCAAGUACGACACCAUCACAAUGCGACACCAUCACAAGUACGACACCAUCACAAGUACGACACCAUCACAAGUACGACACCAUCACAAGUACGACACCAUCACAAGUACGACACCAUCACAAGUACGACACCAUCACAAGUACGACACCAUCACAAGUACGCACCAUCACAAGUACGACACCAUCACAAGUACGACACCAUCACCAAGUACGACACCAUCACAAGUACGACACCAUCACAAGUACGACACCAUCACAAGUACGACACCAUCACAAGUACGACACCAUCACAAGUACGACACCAUCACAAGUACGACACCAUCCAAGUACGACACCAUCACAAGUACGACACCAUCACAAGUGACACCAUCACAAGUACGACACCAUCACAAGUACGACACCAUCACAAGUACGACACCAUCACAAGUACGACACCAUCACAAGUACGACACCAUCCAAGUACGACACCAUCCAAGUACGACACCAUCACAAGUACGACACCAUCACAAGUACGACACCAUCACCAAGUACGACACCAUCACAA
Messenger RNA from Homarus americanus (American lobster), 2464 nucleotides. RefSeq names its product mucin-2-like. The annotation marks the transcript as partial. The record is from RefSeq and is a predicted model, not a curated record. The transcript has 4 exons. Lineage: Eukaryota; Metazoa; Arthropoda; Malacostraca; Decapoda; Nephropidae.